AUGGCUGUCCAGCAGCAGCCCACCCAGGUGGGGACAGUCCCCAUUUCUGGGCAGUGGAGCACCGACCUCUGUGAUUGCUGCGUCAAUAUGGAGACCUGCUGCUGCGGCUUUUGGUGCCUCCCCUGCAUGCAGUGUGAUACAGCCAGUAAACAUGGCUGGUGCUUUGGCUGGCCACUCCUGGACUGCUGUGGUGUGGUGUCCUACCUACUCCGCAAAUCCAUCAGAGAGCGCUACGGCAUCCCAGGCUCGAGCUGUGAUGACUGCUGCAAAAUAUGUUGGUGUUACCCCUUGGUCUGGUGCCAGAUGCAUCGUGAGCUGAAGAUCAGGAAAACCCAGCGGCCCGCCACCUCGACUGCAGUCACCACACCGCCUGUCCGUGGAUAA
Molecule: messenger RNA, 384 nt
Organism: Archocentrus centrarchus (flier cichlid)
Lineage: Eukaryota; Metazoa; Chordata; Actinopteri; Cichliformes; Cichlidae
Product: PLAC8-like protein 1
Exons: 3
Coding region: 1-384 (127 amino acids)
Source: RefSeq, a predicted model, not a curated record